AAAGUAUUAUUCCGAAUGUAAAUAGUGGAACAAAAAGAACAGCUGGGAGGAUUUUGUUUAAAAGGACACUACACUUCCCAGCUUUCCCUCACUGCCCGAAAAGAACACUGCAGAAACACUUUCCUCUGUUCACAGAGAAAGAGAGAGAUGAUGCUUUACAGCAACAAUAGUUGGAGAUCGAAUUCCAUUUUAAUACUUCUACUUGGUCUCUCCAUUGUGGCCGCCGCAGACUCCGCCGGCAAAACUUCACCGGUCGAAGACGGUACGCUGUUCACUAACAUAAUCUCAUCACUUUUCUUGGUUUUGUUUUUGGGGGGUAUAGCUCAUAGUGUUAAUGGGUUGACGAAAGCAUGAUUCUUUUUGCUUCUGUGGUUAUUUGAUUUCGGAAACCUGACCCAUUCUCUCUGUUCUCUCUGUUCCAAGAACAGAGGAUUCACCAUGGCCUGUUGUACUUAGUUCUUCUUUCUAAAACGGUUUACUUUCAGAUCUGUAUAACACAAAAAAUUGGAUAAGAAGGAAUUUGAAGUUAUAAUAUCCACUUCGAUUAGAAAGUUGGGUUCUAGGGUUUAUCCUCAAUCUCACUUCUUCUUAGUCCUCUUGUUGCUCAGCACUAAGACUUUUUAAGUCGGCUUGUAAUCUUGGGUUUAAAUUCAUGACUGUCUCAGCUGAGCAAUGACUAAAAAAGUUUAACCUCAUUAAUCCUAGGUUUAAAAUAUGCUAAUUCCAAUCUAAUCUGUCAGACUGUCACAAAUCAGAAAGAAAACAAAAGUUUUUGGAUAUUUUCGUUAAUUUAGUAUAGUUGUAGGCCAUCCUGGGUCAAAGAAUAGAAGAGCCCUCCUCAAGUCCUUGAGAGACAGUUGGAUUCAAUUCAAGUCUUCAAGUUAUAAACUCAUCUAUUUUAAAAAUUUGUCUUUAACUCUUUAGACAUCUGAAUUAGAAUAGCAUUAACCCCUUAAAAGUUGUAGUUUAACCGUUCCCGCCAUGUGCAUUCUUUUGUUGUUAGUUUAUUUCUUACAAAUACAAAACCCUAAUUGUCUCCUUUCUUUUGAUAAACUAAAAUGAAUUAAAAUCAAUUGUAACUAAAAUGUAUCUUCCCUAAAGAAAAGGGCACUUGUAACUGUAGAGUGUAGACACAAGACCACAAAAUGUAAUAUGUCACGAGUUAAUGCUUGGGACCGAGAGAAUAAAUGGUUCAAUUCUCGUGUUUCGCCUUCACUACUUUUGCUAUUUUUAAAAAAAUUGGUUUUAUCGUAUUUUUUUCUCCUUUUGUGUACAAAUAAUUUAAUUACCGUAGUGGCUGAUAAAUGUGAGCUCACGAGAAACGCGAGAAUUGAAUGAAUGUAUUUUGGGAUGAUAUUGUUUGUCUAGAUUACAAAAUCUUGAAAGAAUGAAUGGCCCAAAAAUGGACGUAAAAGAUGAAAGAUCUAUUGUUGUUAUUAAGAGACCAACUAAUUGUUAUACGUCUCCAUCCUAGUAUUUUUAUUUUCUGACACCAUUUUCUUAAAUCCCGUAAUUAUUCCCUUUUUCUCAAUAAAUUACAACUAACUUUCUUGUUCUGCCGGAAUCUUUUUUCAAGGCUUGGUGGUUAACGGCGACUUUGAGACACCGCCGUCAAACGGCUUCCCUGAUGACGCAAUCAUCGAGGACACCUCCGAGAUCCCGAGCUGGCGAUCCGAUGGUACGGUGGAGCUAAUCAAGUCCGGUCAAAAACAAGGCGGGAUGAUCUUGAUCGUGCCUGAGGGCCGUCACGCUGUUAGAUUAGGAAACGAUGCAGAGAUCAGCCAAGAACUUACGGUGGAGAAAGGCUCUAUCUACUCCGUCACGUUCAGUGCAGCCCGCACAUGUGCACAACUCGAGUCGCUGAAUGUUUCGGUAGCUUCUUCUGAUGAACCUAUCGCAUCGCAAACCAUUGACUUGCAAACGGUGUACAGCGUUCAAGGAUGGGAUCCAUAUGCAUGGGCGUUUGAAGCGGUUGUGGAUCGCGUCCGGUUGGUUUUUAAGAACCCUGGCAUGGAGGAUGAUCCUACUUGUGGACCUAUCAUUGACGACAUUGCCGUUAAGAAGCUCUUUACUCCUGAUAAACCCAAAGGCAAUGCAGUGAUUAAUGGAGAUUUUGAAGAAGGUCCAUGGAUGUUUAGGAACACUACCUUAGGUGUUCUGCUUCCAACAAACCUCGAUGAAGAAAUAUCGUCUCUUCCUGGAUGGACCGUCGAAUCGAACCGAGCAGUACGGUUUAUUGACUCAGACCAUUUCUCGGUCCCCGAGGGGAAGCGAGCUUUGGAACUUUUAUCGGGCAAAGAAGGCAUAAUUUCUCAAAUGGUUGAGACAAAGGCGAACAUUCCGUACAAGAUGUCUUUCUCUUUGGGACACGCAGGGGACAAGUGUAAGGAACCUUUGGCUGUAAUGGCUUUUGCUGGAGAUCAAGCACAGAACUUUCAUUAUAUGGCGCAAGCAAACUCGAGUUUCGAAAGAUCGGAGUUGAACUUCACUGCGAAAGCUGAACGUACGAGGAUCGCCUUCUACAGCAUUUAUUACAAUACGAGGACGGACGAUAUGACUUCAUUGUGUGGACCUGUGAUUGAUGACGUUAAGGUUUGGUUCUCCGGGUCUAGUAGAAUUGGAUUUAGUUUUCCGCUUUUUAUUCUUCUUUCUUUGGUUUUCAUCUAGAUUGUUCCGGUUCAGAAAUUGUAUUGGUAGACCGGGAAUUAAGACGGGAUUCCACGUUGUAUGAUGUAUCGUUGUAUGAUGGAUCGGUUCAAGGUACAAGAAAUGACAAAGUACUUAUGCAAUUCAUGAGUUUAGAGCAAUCAUGCUUAAACAAUUAUCAAACUAGCUAGGCUAUACAUUUUUGUAGCUUUAUUGCAAAUUAAUGUAAACUAGUUCUUGG
Arabidopsis thaliana (thale cress) is the source of this 2887-nucleotide messenger RNA. Its product is annotated as choice-of-anchor C domain protein, putative (Protein of unknown function, DUF642). Bases 1720 to 2667 code for a protein of 315 amino acids. The transcript is spliced from 2 exons. Lineage: Eukaryota; Viridiplantae; Streptophyta; Magnoliopsida; Brassicales; Brassicaceae. The record is from RefSeq and is marked reviewed.